UUUCCCUGCCGUCAGUAAGAAAAAAAUACACGAACAUAAGCAGGGGGAACGCGGUAGUUUAUAGAACAAGUGUUUCCUGUCGACGGUAUUUGGUGUGAGGACGCUGUUGGCUGAUUCGCGCUAUAACAAUACUAAGUUUUGCUGUUUGCGGGCUUUAUUGUGGACACAGUGAUGGCUGUACCAGGACCUAAUAAGGACAACAUCAGAGCUGGGUGCAAGAAAUGCGGCUAUCCGGGCCAUUUAACAUUUGAGUGCCGAAAUUUUGUUAAAGUGGACCCUCAUAAGGACAUUGUUCUGGAUGUGAGCAGCACUAGCAGCGAGGAGAGUGAAGAUGAUGAACCUCAGGUUCAAAGCGGCGAGAAACGAAGCGGCCAGCAUCGCAAAGGUUCCCAUGACAGCGAUGAUGAUAGAAAAAGAAGACGAAAACGGAAGAAGAGCAAAGACAGAAAGUCAAGAAAGAGAUCUGAUUCAUCAUCGAGCGACGAGGAGGAGCUUUCAAAAAAGAAAAAGAAGCGCAGCAGGUCGCGCUCUUCCUCUGAUGAGGAGCGUAGAAAGAAGAAAAAGAAAAUAAAAAGCCAAAAGAAGAAAAGCAAAAAGAACAAAAAAGAGCACGGGAAGCAUCACAAAAAAAGAGAGAAGAAAAGGAAACACGAGUCUUCUUCCUCUUCCAGCUCAAGUGACUCCUCAGAAAGUGACUGAACCAAGUAACUUUGCAGCUUUUGGAUGUCCAACAUAUUUAUUCUGCAGCCCACAAAACGUAGUAUUUAGUGGCAGUCAUAAAUAAGGCACCUCAUCUUGUUGUAUAUAGGUGUUUCAUUAGCGAGACGAAGAAUUAAAAUGUGAAUUUGUGUUCUGUGGUGCCACCCAAUGACACCUUAUGCAAAUUUAACAAACCUCACCCACGUUUUUUUGACGUGUUCAGGAAAACAUGCACAAAACCAAGGAUCAUCCCCUGCUGUAGUUUCUCUUUGUUUUUUUUUCAGGCUUUAUGCAAUGUCACAAGUGUCAUUUGUGUUGUUUAAAUGUAUAGCUGUAGUCAGAAAUCGUUACAGUAAUGGAAGCUUUUAAGUCCAAUCAAAAAACUUCAAAUAGUUACUUUACAAUAAUUUUACUGUCUUACUGUAAUGUGGUUGUCAGAUUUGUCAUCCACAUCUUACCGAAAACCAUCUGUAUUUUAGAAGAGUUCAUUCCAAACCAUCACAAAUAUCAAUUUUGCAUACUUUACCCUUCCUAUUGAUAGAGCUUCAUUUCAUAUUCACCAUUUACUACUUCUGUUGUAAUAAAAUUUUAUAUUCGUAUCA
This is a messenger RNA of Pundamilia nyererei, 1301 nucleotides long. RefSeq names its product SREK1-interacting protein 1 (gene srek1ip1). Bases 172 to 699 code for a protein of 175 amino acids. The transcript has 5 exons. Lineage: Eukaryota; Metazoa; Chordata; Actinopteri; Cichliformes; Cichlidae. Gene Ontology annotation, molecular function: zinc ion binding; nucleic acid binding. The record is from RefSeq and is a predicted model, not a curated record.